UCAACUCCACCACAGGCAAGAGCUCAGACUUCUCCCAUCAAUUCGACCUGCUGUUUGACGAGAAGCAUCAAACUGAAGGAAGUUUAUAAGAGUUGAGAUAAGUCGCGGGAAACUUAAACAUAACAUGAUAUUAGGACCGCACCAUCACGACCAGUAAAAUAAAAUGGGAUAUGUUUCUUUCAAAACUUUAUGUAAAGGCAUCUGCAAUACUCUUCUUUGUCAUUCUUCAGGGGUUGAAGGCACAGGAUUCUAGUACAACUGAAAAUAUCUCAGAAUCCACUGUCAUUACAAUCACUUAUUCAACUCCUACAACUCAAAAUGUCUCAGAAUCCACUGUAACUACAAUCAGUUCUUCAACUGAGUCUCACACAUCAAAUACUCCAACAACUCAAAAUGUCUCAGAAUCCACUGUAACUACUAUCAGUUCUUCAACUGAGUCUCAAACAUCAUCAACUCCUACAACUCAAAAUGUCUCAGAAUCCACUGUAACUACUAUCAGUUCUUCAACUGAGUCUCAAACAUCAUCAACUCCUACAAAAUUCACUGUCAUUACAUCCACUUCUUCAACUGAGUCACAAACAUCAUCAACUCCUACAACUCAAAAUGUCUCAGAAUCCACUGUCAUUACAACCAUUUCUUCAACUGAGUCUCAAACAUCAACUCCUACAACUCAAAAUGUCUCAGAAUCCACUGUAACUACAAUCAGUUCUUCAACUGAUUCUCAAACAUCAUCUCCUCCUACAACUCAAAAUAUCUCAGAAUCCACUGUAACUACUAUCAGUUCUUCAACUGAGUCUCAAACAUCAUCAACUCCUACAACUCAAAAUGUCUCAGAUCCCACUGUCACUACAACCACUUCUUCAACUGAGUCUCAAACAUCAACUCCUCCAACUCAAAAUGUCUCAGAAUCCACUGUAACUACUAUCAGUUCUUCAACUGAGUCUCAAACAUCAUCAACACCUACAAAUCCCACUGUAACUACAACCACUUCUUCAACUGAGUCUCAAACAUCAAAUCCUCCUACAAAAUCCACUGUCAUUACAACCACUUCUUCAACUGAGUCUCAAACAUCAACUCCUACAACUCAAAAUGUCUCAGAUUCCACUGUCACUACAACCACUUCUUCAACUGAGUCUCAAACAUCAACUCCUCCAACUCAAAAUGUCUCAGAAUCCACUGUCAUUACAACCACUUCUUCAACUGAGUCUCAAACAUCAUAUCCUCCAACAACUCAAAAUGUCUCAGAAUCCACUGUAACUACUAUCAGUUCUUCAACUGAGUCUCAAACAUCAUCAACACCUACAAAUUCCACUGUAACUACAACCACUUCUUCAACUGAGUCUCAAACAUCAAAUCCUCCUACAACUCAAAAUGUCUCAGAUUCCACUGUCACUACAACCACUUCUUCAACUGAGUCUCAAACAUCAACUCCUCCAACUCAAAAUGUCUCAGAAUCCACUGUAACGACUAUCAGUUCUUCAACUGAGUCUCAAACAUCAACCCCUCCUACAACUCCAAAUGUCUCAGAAUCCACUGUCAUUACAACCACUUCUUCAACUGAGUCUCAAACAUCAUCUCCUCCUACAACUCAAAAUGUCUCAGAAUCCACUGUAACUACUAUCAGUUCUUCAACUGAGUCUCAAACAUCAUCAACUCCUACAACUCAAAAUGUCUCAGAAUCCACUGUAACUACUAUCAGUUCUUCAACUGAGUCUCAAACAUCAUCAACUCCUACAACUCCAAAUGUCUCAGAAUCCACUGUCAUUACAACCAUUUCUUCAACUGAGUCUCAAACAUCAUAUCCUCCAACAACUCCAAAUGUCUCAGAAUCCACUGUCAUUACAACCACUUCUUCAACUGAGUCUCAAACAUCAACUCCUACAACUCAAAAUGUCUCAGAUUCCACUGUCACUACAACCACUUCUUCAACUGAGUCUCAAACAUCAACUCCUCCAACUCAAAAUGUCUCAGAAUCCACUGUAACUACUAUCAGUUCUUCAACUGAGUCUCAAACAUCAUAUCCUCCAACAACUCAAAAUGUCUCAGAAUCCACUGUAACUACAACCACUUCUUCAACUGAGUCUCAAACAUCAAAUCCUCCUACAACUCAAAAUGUCUCAGAAUCCACUGUCAUUACAACCAUUUCUUCAACUGAGUCUCAAACAUCAACUCCUACAACUCAAAAUGUCUCAGAAUCCACUGUAACUACUAUCAGUUCUUCAACUGAGUCUCAAACAUCAUCAACUCCUACAAAUUCCACUGUAACUACAACCACUUCUUCAACUGAGUCUCAAACAUCAUAUCCUCCUACAACUCAAAAUGUCUCAGAUUCCACUGUCACUACAACCACUUCUUCAACUGAGUCUCAAACAUCAACUCCUACAACUCAAAAUGUCUCAGAAUCCACUGUAACUACUAUCAGUUCUUCAACUGAGUCUCAAACAUCAACCCCUCCUACAACUCACAAUGUCUCAGAAUCCACUGCCAUUACAACCAUUUCUUCAACUGAGUCUCAAACAUCAACUCCAACUCCAAAUGUCUCAGAAUCCACUGUCAUUACAACCACUUCUUCAACUGAGUCUCAAACAUCAUCUCCUCCUACAACUCAAAAUGUCUCAGAAUCCACUGUAACUACUAUCAGUUCUUCAACUGAGUCUCAAACAUCAUCAACUCCUACAACUCAAAAUGUCUCAGAAUCCACUGUAACUACUAUCAGUUCUUCAACUGAGUCUCAAACAUCAUCAACUCCUACAACUCCAAAUGUCUCAGAAUCCACUGUCAUUACAACCAUUUCUUCAACUGAGUCUCAAACAUCAUAUCCUCCAACAACUCCAAAUGUCUCAGAAUCCACUGUCAUUACAACCACUUCUUCAACUGAGUCUCAAACAUCAACUCCUACAACUCACAAUGUCUCAGAUUCCACUGUAACUACAACCACUUCUUCAACUGAGUCUCAAACAUCAAAUCCUCCUACAACUCAAAAUGUCUCAGAAUCCACUGUCAUAACAACCAUUUCUUCAACUGAGUCUCAAACAUCAACUCCUACAACUCAAAAUGUCUCAGAAUCCACUUUCAUUACAACCACUUCUUCAACUGAGUCUCAAACAUCAACCCCUACAAAAUCAACUGUCAUUACAACCACUUCUUCAACUGAGUCUCAAACAUCAUCUCCUCCUACAAAAUCCACUGUCAUUACAACCACUUCUUCAACUGAGUCUCAAACAUCAUCUCCUCCUACAACUCAAAAUGUCUCAGAAUCCACUGUAACUACAACCACUUCUUCAACUGAGUCUCAAACAUCAACUCCUACAAAACCAGAUGUGAUCGGGAAUCUUACAACGACUGACAUCACAACAUCUUCUAUAUGUUUAACAUGGGACAAACCACUUGGAAACAUAUAUUCCUUUAGAGUUCAAUGGACUGUUACGAAAUCAUUCAACACUACAACAACAACGAAUAACACUUAUUGCAUCACUUAUCUGAUUCCUGGUGUCAAUUACACAUUUAUCAUCACAGCUGUUAGAGAUAAUGUAACAGAAGGCAAACCCAUCAACAUCUCAAAAUUUACUAAGCCCGAUGUGAUCAAGAAUCUCAACGUGUCUAACAUUACAACAUCAUCUGUAGUGCUGAAAUGGGAUGAACCAUCUGGAAAUAGAUCUUUCUUUAUAAUUAACUGGAUGGUUAAUAAUAUAAGCAAAAGAGGACCCAAGGAUACAUUCUAUGUUGAUAAGUCAUCCAAAAAUGUCACAGUCAAUGACUCUUCCUAUUGCAUCAAUGAACUUUCAGCUGGAGUCAGAUACGCAUGUUGUGUCACUGCUGUUGCAGCAGACAGUAUAACCAAAGGCGAAGCUGUCUGUGAAUCAGUAUAUACAAAACAAACUUCAACAACGCCGAUUGUUGGUAUAGUUCUUGGCUUGUUAUGUAUUCUCUUUACCGUCACUCUCAUUAUAUUCUUCUAUUUAAGAAGGAAAACAAAAGAAAAUUGUACAGAAAUCCCUGUCCACACCAUUAGGUACAGGACUAUGCCUUUGAGUAUAGAAGAUUAUAAAGAGUACUUUAAACAAAAACAUGCAGACUCCAACUGUGGUUUUGCUGAAGAGUAUGAGGACUUGAAACCUGUUGGAACUGCACAGCCUAAGAAUGCUGCCCUUGCAAUUGAAAACAAGACAAAGAACCGUUACACUAAUGUGUUACCUUAUGAUGCUUCAAGAGUAAAAUUAUCAAUAUGUGGCAGCCCCUUUGAUGAUUACAUCAAUGCCAACUACAUCCCAGGCUACAAUUCAAGGAAAGAGUUUAUAGCUGCUCAAGGUCCAUUGCCCGUCACAGUGAAUGAAUUCUGGAGAAUGAUCUGGGAGAAGAAUGUCUACACCAUAGUGAUGCUGACCAGAUGUAAUGAACAAGGACGAGUGAAAUGUGAGAAGUACUGGCCAUCUGGGACUAACCAUUAUCAUAACAUCUCAGUAACAACAACCUCAGAGAUACCAAUGGAGAACUGGACCAUAAGAGACUUCACCAUAAAAAAUGUUAAGACAGCUGAGACUCGCGCUGUACGCCACUUUCACUUCACGGCGUGGCCGGAUCAUGGAGUCCCAGAAACCACUGAACUUCUCAUUGACUUCAGACACCUGGUGAGAGAACACAUGGACCAGUAUUCACUCCACUCUCCAAGUGUGGUACAUUGCAGUGCUGGUGUGGGUAGAACAGGGACCUUCAUUGCCAUCGAUUGCCUGAUCUUCCAGAUUGAGAGAGAAAGCAAGGCAGAUGUUUAUGGAAUCGUUAAUGAUAUGCGCAUACACAGACCUCUCAUGGUGCAGACUGAGGAGCAAUAUGUUUACCUCCACCAAUGUGCCUUUAACAUCAUAAGAUCAAGAACUGGAAAUAACGUGGACUUAAUUUACCAGAACACAGAAGCACUCGACGUCUACGAGAAUUUAAAAUUUCACAAAUAUUAAAUGUAGAUGUUCACAUGAUGGCCCUCAUCACAAGAUCAUUGAAAUUUAAGAUAAUAUAAAACUCUUGUCACACUUAAUUUUACAAUCAUAAAGUGCACUAUGUCUAUACAACACAUGAAGUUGGAUGUAAUUUAUUUCUUGGACAAUUCUUUAAACUUUUAAAUAGGCACAAUUUCAGAUUAAUACAUUCAUUAAAAAUGACACUGGAAAGAAUGGAGCCAUUCUGUUAGUAAUUGUAUAUCUAAUAUUUAAAUCAAGAGCUCCUUAUUUUUUUUUACUGUGACAUAUUCAAAGGGUAUAUCUGUAUAAUUUGACUUAAUACUCAAUAAAAUGUCAAACCCCUGUACAUUUUUAAUACUGACAAUUUGAUUGUAUAUGUUAGUGUGGGCCUUUGUGAGAUCCCUAGUUUUUUUUUUUUAGGUUAUUUAGUGUAAGUCCACAGUUUGUGUUACUGUGGUAUUGCAAAUUGAACUUAAUUACAAAUCAAUUUUAGUGAUCUGCUCGUAACCAGAGGUCGCAUUCAAAUAAACUAUUACGGAAGUGGAAUGAAUAAACCUUCCCUUACCCGUCCCUUAAAGAAGAUAAUAUUGUGCUCUGUUUUUAACCACUUAGUGUUUUUCCUACUGUAAUUUCCUCUCCUCCCACUAGAAGGCACUCCAAGCACUAUGAUUGUCAUUGCACAUAUUGAAAACGUAUACAUAUUUUAUCAUGAUAAUACUUUUACAGCGAUCAGGAUUUCUGUCCACUUGCUAAAUUAUUUUUCCAUGUUCACUAAAGACAAUAAGUGGAAAAUGGGGGAAAUAUGAAUUUUAUUUUGUUAUAAAUGUUUCCGUAUACUCGUUUUUUUUUUUUUUUAAAGGGUUUGUCAAGUGCAUGAAACACAACUUGUGCUGGAUAUGAGUAUUUGCUUGUAGUUUUAUUUGACUUCUAUCUAAACCGUGGCCAAAAGUAUUGGCAGUGACAUACGUUUUGUGUUUUGCAAAGUUUGCUGCUUCAGUGUUUGUAGAUUUUUUUUCACAUGUUUCUAUAGUUUACUGGAAAACAAUGAUAAAGUUUCAUGAGUUUUAAAGGCUUUUAUUGGCAAAAACACUCAAUUUUUUCAAAGAGUAAAUAUUUACAGUGUUGACCUUUGUUCUUCAUAACCUCCGCAAUUCACUCUAGCAUGCUGGAUAUCAGCUUCUGGGCCAAAUCCUGACUGAUGACGAUCCAUUCUUGCCUUAUUAGUGCUUGGAGUUGAUCACAAUUUGUGGGCUUCUGGUUGUCCUCUCACCUUUUGAGGAUUGACCACAGGUUCUCUAUGGGAUUAAGAUCUUGGAAGUUGCCUGGCCACAGAUCCAAAAUUUCAAUGUAAUGAUCUCUGAGCCACUUCAUUACCACUCUUGCCUUGUGACAUGGUGCUCCUUCAUGCUGGAAAAUGCAUGGAUCAUCACCAAAUUGCUCCUGGAUCUUUGGGAGAAGUUGCUCUUGCAGGAUAUUUUGAUAACAUUCUUUAUUCAUGGCAGUGUUUUUGGGCAGGAUUGUGAGAGAGCCCACUCCCUUGGAUGAAAAGCAACCCCACACAUGGAUGGUCUCAAGAUACUUCACUGUUGGCACAACACAAGACUCAUGGUAGCGUUCACCUUUUCUUCUCCAGACUAUCGAUUUUCCAGAUGUCUCAAACGUUUGGAAGGUGGCUUCUUAAGAGAAAAUAACAUUGCACCAGUCUUCUGCUGUCUAAUCCUUGUACUUCCUGCAGAAUUUCAGUCUGUCCUUGAUGUUUUUCUUGGAGAGAAGUGGCUUCUUAGCUGCCCUUCUUGACACAAGGCCAUUGUCCAAAAGUCUUCGCCUCACUGUUUGUGCAGAUGCACUCACACCAACCUGCUGCCAAUAUUGAGCAAGCUCUGCACUGGUGGUCACAUGAUUCCAUAACUGACUCCUCAGGAGGAGAUGGCCCUUGCGCUUGCUGGACACUUUGGACAUCCUGAAGCCUUCUUCACUGCAGUUGAACCUCUCUCCUUGAAGUUCUUGAGGAUCCGGUAAAUGGUUCUUUCAGGUGCAAUAUUCUUUGCAGCAAUUUCCUUGCAUGUGAGGCCAUUUUCAUGCAAAGCAAUGAUGGCUGCACUUCUUUCUUUAGAGGUAACCAUUGCUAACAAGAACACAAUGAUUGGAAGCAUUUCUUCCCUCCUUUUAUAGCAAUCAGUCUGCUCUUAUAAUCCAAUCAGAAUAUUAGAAUGAUUUCACCUGACUAGUACUCGUAAACACUUUCCCAGGUGCUGCUGAUAUUCUUAGUGAAAUUAUGUUAGCUGGUCAUUUUGUGCCAGGGCCAAAAAACAGUGAUUUCUUUUCACACUUCCAUAUGUUACACAGGGUUUUAAUGCCAAUUCAAAAAAAUUCAGUUUAAUUAUUUUUACCUCCUGAAUUGUUAUUAUUAUUUUAUUAUUUUCUUUAAUGUUUUUUGUAUUUUAAUUUGUAUUUAUUUAUUUUUUGCUUUAUAUAUUGAAUCCAUUGAAUUUUGUUUUGUUUCAAGUACAUGACUGGUUAUAAAUGCUGUUUCAUCAGUUAUUCUAUAACUUUUUGAACAUUUCUUAUUCUAUGUGUCUGGAUAGUUGGCUAUUUUUAUUAUCAUUAUUAUUUAAUUUUGUAUCCCUGCUUGCAUAUAGGAAGUGUCUUAUACAUCUUUUUGGGUUAAUCAGAUUAUGGAAGUUGUAUCCAUUCUUUAGGAACACUGAUACAUGCUGGAAACAAUCAACAAAAAAUUUAUAAAAACAAAGUGAUUGUGGCACAAUCUGAAAAUAAAACCUUUGGCUGGUGCAUGACUCCCUGGACGUAUGCAAUUUGAAUUCUGCCAUCUUUGCUCAAGGACACUCCAUUCUAGGCAUGGAAGUUUUCAAGUCAAUCAGGAAAAUGAUGUCAUGAAAGGAUUGGUAUAUUGAAUUAUAUUGAAUAUAGAUUGCUAUAAGAAUUAAACCCAAGCCUUACACUAUCCACAAAACUUGAAAGUCUAUUUCACGAUUUUAAGAACCUGAAAUAGUGUAUAUUCAUACUUAUCAUUUUUUUAAAUUAUUUUCGCAGAAUACAUUGCUAUUUACGGAAGCUCAAAGAGGACAUGCGUUAUUAUUGUUUGUCUGUGUCGUUUUCUCGUGAUCUCAACAUAACUAAGGUUGUUUUCUCGUGAUCGUGACUUAAUUUUCUCGUGAUCUCGACAUAACAAAAAGUUGUUUUUACCUUUAAUUUUCUAUACAGUUUUUAAUUGACCUACAGGAUUUACAAUUAAAAGUGACAAUGAGAGAUCCUUGGCAGAAAAGUACAAUUUAUUAUAUGUAAAUGUAAAUUUAUGUUAAUUCAUUACACUUUGGUUAUAAAAUAUUCACCUGCCCUGUCCAAGAGUCUUCUAACCAGUCACCUUUCACAUAGGCUAAAUCAAACAUAUUAAUAAACACCAGGCAGCACGUCACAAACACUUAAUAAACGUUUAUUCAUCAAUAGAGUAAGACUCGCUUUCUUCUGCACUCAACAGGAGUCACUUUGAGCUUCCGUAGCUAUUUAUAAAUGUCCGUCAAAGGAAAUCAUGGUCAUUACAGUAUCUACCAGCAGGGGCUAACUGGCCCCAUGUUAUUGUGAUGUGAGGAGAGGCUUAAGCCCGUUUCACACAUCCUCCGUGUGCGGUGCGUAUGCGGUACAGGAGCAGCACGCGCUAUAGUGCUUUCACAUAUGCUGCGUUUGCAGUGCGCUACAGAUCCGCAGUUUCUGUGUGCCACAAAAUCAAAAAUGUGUAAGUUAUUUUGAUUUUAAAUCCAAACGUUAACUUUGACAUUGUUUUAAAGCAUUGAAACAGUAUGAAAAUAAUUUUUAAUCAUUGUGAUUCUUUGUUUUACAUAGUUCGAGUUGUUGACAGAAGAAAAGCUAUCGCUAUAUAUCUGUUUCAUUAUAUGAAAUGAAAUAAGGACAUGACGGUUCCGGGCACAACUCCCUCGGACCGCCGGACGGGGGCCUACGCCAAAGAGAGAGACAUUACCUUCUGUUUUACAUUUAUCAAAUAAAUGGCA
Xyrauchen texanus (razorback sucker) is the source of this 8977-nucleotide messenger RNA. RefSeq lists its product as uncharacterized. Gene Ontology annotation, biological process: negative regulation of MAP kinase activity; protein dephosphorylation. Bases 171 to 4952 code for a protein of 1593 amino acids. NCBI's taxonomy places the organism in Eukaryota, Metazoa, Chordata, Actinopteri, Cypriniformes, Catostomidae. The record is from RefSeq and is a predicted model, not a curated record. The transcript has 58 exons. Gene Ontology annotation, molecular function: protein binding; protein tyrosine phosphatase activity.